This is a messenger RNA of Menidia menidia (Atlantic silverside), 3546 nucleotides long. Lineage: Eukaryota; Metazoa; Chordata; Actinopteri; Atheriniformes; Atherinopsidae. The record is from the annotation of a GenBank genome assembly.
UCAAAGUGGCAGAUCAUUGACUUGUGAAAUCCUAGUCCUGUAACUGUAGUCCUCUAGUCCUAGUCCUGUUAACCUAUUACUCAGUUAUUGAAUUCAUUUUGCAGCUAAAAAGCCAUUGCUGUACAUUGGCACAAGCCACAGGUGUUCCUAUUGUGUGUGGGUGUGUACAAUCUUACCAACUUUCAUUUCAAAUUCUCUAAUAGCCUGAAACACGGAUUAAAACUUCCAUUUUUGGAAACUGUCACAAAAUACUGUGCAUUGUUACUUUUUUUAUCUCAAGUUUUAUGAAGCGAUGUGUGUUUUAUUUUGAAGCCUGAGCAUGGUCUGAAGGCGGAAGUAGUCGAUGCGUAACUUCUAUCUUCUCGUCGCCGUCCCUUCUCGCGGUAACGUUGGUAUCGGUUAGUAUGCGGUUAGCUUGCUAGCUAACUACAUCGUUUCCAGGUUUCGUGUCGACCUGAAAACACCAUACCAAGAGAGACACGGCCCUAGCUCAAUCUUUUUUUUAAUUCAGGCUGCACGGAGAAGCGGGACAAUGCCACACAACUUUCAGCCCGGAGACCUGGUCUUCGCUAAAAUGAAGGGAUACCCCCACUGGCCAGCUAGGAUUGAAGACGUGGCUGAUGGAGCAGUGAAGCCCCCACCUAAUAAAAUUCCUAUAUUUUUCUUUGGGACACAUGAAACAGCAUUCCUUGCAGCUAAGGACCUUUUUGCCUAUGAGAAGUACAGAGAACGCUACGGGAAGCCCAAUAAAAGGAAGGGAUUCAACGAAGGUUUAUGGGAGAUCCAGAACAAUCCCCACGCCUCUUACAGUGCCCCGCCCGUACCGCCCAGCUCGUCUGACAGCGAGGGUAACAGCGCUGGAGGAGGAAGCGAGCCGGAGGAUGACGAGGAGGACACCGCGCCGGCUCCGCAGAAGGCCGAUACGGGCAGCGAGGACGACUCGGAUUCGGGGAGCGAGGAUGGAGGAAGGGGAGGCGGAAUGAAACGGAAGCCGCAGGCACCCAAGCGAGCCCCUCCUCAGAAAAAGGCCCGGGGCUCUUCCAGUGACCGGGGCGAGGAAAGCGGAUCUCCUUCAGAAUCAGAACCGACGCCGUCCGAGUCUGACUCUGGAAAAAAUAGUGAUCAGGAUUUUACUCCAGAGAAAAAAGCUGGUGUGCGAGCCGGUAAGAAAGCAGGAGGCAGAGGAAAGAAAAAGAAGGCUUCGUCCGGCUCGGAUUCAGACUCGGGAUCGGCGGCGGAGAAGAAAGCAGUGGACAGCGACUCGGAGGACGAGAAGCCUCGACCAGCUCUCUCCGGCUCCGAAUCGCAGUCUGGCUCCAAGUCCGAAUCGGAGUCGGAUCCGCCUCCGCGGAAGGGCCCCGUGCAACGUAAGAAAGAAAAACCUGCACCAAAGCCUCGCGCACGGAAACCGAAACCCGCGCCCAAACGAGCGCCCUCGUCCUCCUCCAACAGCGACAGUGACAGCGAACCCGACCGCAUCAGCGAGUGGAAGAAGCGCGACGAGGAGCGGCGGCGGGAGCUGGAGGAGCGGCGGAAAAAGGAGGAGGCCGAGGAGCUGCGGCGGCUGCGGGAGCGCGAGAGGGAGGAGGACGAGGAGAAGAAGAAGAAGAACAAGGACAAGGCCAAGAAGGAGAGCGGCAGCGACAGCAGCAGCAGCUCGGACGAGGGGAUCGACGACCACCCUCUGAAGAAGUCCAAGAAGCCCCCCCCCUCCUCCCAUCCCGGCGCCAUCCGACUCCGAUUCCCCAGCCGAGGUGAAAAAGAACCCCAAGAAGCACGACAACCAGAAGAAGGCGAGGAUAAAGAAAGAGAAGGAGAAAAAGGAAAGAAAGGAGAGGGAGCUGAAGGAGAAGAAGGCCAGGCGGUCAGAAGAGAAGUCCAGAGGAAGGUCCAAGCCUGAAAAACCCAGACGCCGGCCAGAAAGGCUGCCAGAGAAGAAAGUGGAAAAGAAAAAGGAGCCGUCACCAGAGGAAAAGCUACAGAAACUCCAUACUGACAUUAAGUUUGCACUCAAAGUGGACAACCCAGACAUCGAGCGAUGUCUGGAAGCACUAAAGGAGCUGGAGGAGGUACCCGUCACCAGUCAGAUCCUCCACAAGAAUGCUGAGGUCAUCGCCACCCUUAAGAAGAUUCGGCGGUAUAAAGCCAGUGCCGCGGUCAUGGAGAAAGCUAGUGAUGUCUACAACAAGUUAAAACUUCGCUUCGUCGGCAAGGCAGAAGUGGCAACUAAACCUAAAUCGGAGAACAAGGAAGAUGAGAGUGAAGAAAAGAAGACCGAGAACCCUGAAUCCACUCCGGUAAACGGGGACUCAAACGAGAAAAAGAAUUACACAGAGGUGGAGGAGACACCGAAAUCUCCCAGAGAGGAGGAGAACAAUGACGAUGAAGCUUCAAGUCCAAACAGAUGCAGCCCGGACAGUCCAGCCGAGUCGAAAACCCACACGUACGAUGAAGCCGACCGCCCCAUUUCGGCGGAGACGGAACCCCCCGCCGUCGAAAGCUAAAAGACUCCUGAAAGCCGAACGUGGCGGACCACGUGCUAAAAGACGAUGGCCUCAGUUAGACGCCAUACACCGCUCCUGGUCCAGAAAACACACAGCCCUGAUCUCCCACCGCAUCUGUUACUCCAAGUGUUGAUGUUUUGGACAUUUAUUUUCCUUUUUUUUUUUUUGUCACCGUGAUAUCAAACCAGAAAUCUCCUCUUCUGAAACUCUUUGGUCCAUUGUUUUCUCGCAGUAAACAGAAAAGCAUCUUAGGUUAAUAGUUUCUGGUGCCUCACAAGCUUUUUGUUUUCCUUUUUUGUUUUGUUUUUCUUUCUGAAAACUACACCGUCUGCCCGUCCUGGAUCCUUGCCUCAGACAACGACUCCUGUUCUGUCUACCACACGAACUCUUAACUUUUGUCUGUCAUACCGUACUUCUAUAAAAUAAUCACAUUUUUAGCCGUUCUGACUAGGCUGGGGUAGCAUGAGAUGAAACUUGACUCGUGGGAAGAAACGGAGACAUGCUGUUUAUUAAUUGCGACGAGCAUUUUGUGCUGCCCUAACAUUUGUUUGCUUCGUUUUAUAAAGCCUGCCAAACAUCACAAAGGCCUCUUGUCUGUGUGUGUGACAUUGUGAGAGUGGUGAAGUACUAUGUGUAAAACUUUUAUGUUCAAAUUUUUUUUUAUGAUCUGAUCUAGAUCUAAUUAAUUCAGUCUUGAACUUAAACUAAAUUAAAAGCUGUUUUUCAGCCGAGGCCCACCUAUUUUUUAUUGCGAUGUGUUCAUAUAAAUACAGUUUUGUCUAAAAUAAUUGCAGCCGGAGUGAAACGCCUUGCACUCUUCUCUGUAAUGUCUGCUUUCAGCAACUUAGAAAAUAAAUGGAAUACCAGUACAGACUCCAAACUGCCCUCAGAACCGCCGGAUCUCAUGUUGCUGCACCCUAUUUUGACAUGUAACUGUCCUGUGUGUACAACACGUGUUUUUAGUGCUAUGUAAAUUGGUAAAGCAUUUCUAUCACUUAGUCGAGACUUAAAUAAAAAUAAAUCUCGUCAUGGUUUUGUUGCC